Lutzomyia longipalpis is the source of this 2809-nucleotide messenger RNA. It is a transcript of the gene Rab27, whose product is annotated as ras-related protein Rab-27A. The transcript is spliced from 3 exons. Gene Ontology annotation, biological process: melanosome transport; positive regulation of exocytosis. The record is from RefSeq and is a predicted model, not a curated record. NCBI's taxonomy places the organism in Eukaryota, Metazoa, Arthropoda, Insecta, Diptera, Psychodidae. Gene Ontology annotation, molecular function: GTP binding; GTPase activity. Gene Ontology annotation, cellular component: melanosome; secretory granule. The coding region runs from base 1804 to 2472 and encodes 222 amino acids.
UUCUCAUUCUUUGGGUCCUACAUAAACAAAAAAAUUGAAACAUUUUAUUUUCCCAAAUUUUUAUAAAAUUUAUUUUUUUUUUUAAGUUAAAAAAACGUGUUGAAUGUGGAGCUAAAUGUGGCCAAAGACGUUCUGAUUUAGAAGUGUCCAAAUUGGGUCCGUUUUCCUAUGUUACAAAUAGUUUUUAGGUUUGCAAUUUUCUUUUUACGCUUUACAUCGAUACUCUUACAUGAGACAUACAUUAUGUAAAGAUAGAUAUUAAACAAAAGCUUAAUAUUUACAUCUAAAAAUUUAGCGCUGCAAUAAUCCAACUUAAAAAGUAGGUAACUCCAUGGAACUUUAAAAGCUUUUUUAGCCUUUUUUUCCCUUAAAAAUGAAAUACUUGUUUGAUAACAGAAAACAAUUAGUACACAUGUUCGUAUUCCAGUGCUAGCUACUGUGUGAAAAUUGUACAUAUUCCACUUCGGAGGAAAGCAGCAUGUACAUACAUAUUUCAACGAUUUCAACCCAGCAGCUCAUAGACCUGAUGCUUCAGUCACUCCUCGGCUACCGAAGCAACAGGUUGACUGAGAAAAUCUCCCCAGUUUUGUAUAUAUAUAAUUCUGUGGCCAAGGUCGUGCACCUUCCAGUUGACUCUCCCUCUGGUCACAUUUCGUGAGAUUAGGUAUCCGCAGCAUAAAGCUGACUGAGCUGAGAGUGUUUUAUCAUUUUUUUUUCUUUUUGGGAAUUUGAAUAAAAUUUAUUAUUUGGUCAUCUAAUGUGAUUAUUUCCACGAAAUUCGUUGUGCUAAGAAGGACAUUGCAAAUUCCUAAUUUAUUAAAUAACAAGGAUAUAGAAAUAAUUCCUAGAACUGAACGCAUCUUGGGAAGCUUUCAAUUUGAGAGGGGCGUCUAUUUUUAAAGUUGCCACUCUCUUGUGGGUGCUGUUCUGUAUAGAAUAGCAGUGUUUUAAUCCCUGCUGGAUACAAAUUUGUUCUCAUCUUGGUGUGGUGAUGUGUGUCAAGCGAAAAGGUGAAAUGAUGCAAAGAAGACUAAUUAUGUUCGGUAUGGUCCCAUGAAAAUUUGUGUGAUGAUAUACACAUCAUCAUCCCUCUCCAUCCCCCCCCCCUCAUGUUCAUCAAAGUGGUGUAAUUUUUUUAUUACAUAUUAUAUGCUGUGUCGUUCAGUGAGGAAAGGAAAAUUAACUCUGGCAAAUUAAGUGAAAGAAGCUUCUAAUAUUAACGGAGAUAUUUAAUGGCAUUUUUCAUUAAUUAAUUUAAGUACCUUUCCUACCAUUAAUAUUUUCAACAACUCACAGUGGGAGGCCACUUGGCAAAAUGUGUGCCUCGGUGGUUAUUACACUAGAAAUCAAUUAACUCUAUUCUGGUGAUUUCUGUGUGUGAAUUGUAGUUUUGUGUGUCGUCACAACACGGAAGAGGGGUGUUCAUGCGGGGGUGAUGCUGUAUGCUUUUGUGAAGAGAAAUUCGAGGGUGUAUAGAGACACCGGGAGUCCCGAAGGAAAUUGAAUUCCAAUGUGAAUUGCACUGGGACAAGUAAGGGAAAGGAAGUGUGUGCUGUGAAACAUAAAAUACAGCAUUAUCCCGGAGCUCACAGAGGGUUGGCAUGUAAUCGAUAUUCCAACUCACACCAUUGGAGGCAAAAAAAAUUCUUUUUUUUUUUCAAAUUGUAUAUAAAAUAUUCACGUGAAAAUUAAUUCGCGAGUUGGGAGUAAUUGUGGGAAUUCGCAAAUUGGCUCUUUCAUCAUGAAAUGACCCCUCCUCCACAUUAUAUGUAACUGGGGUAGAAAGUUUGUCAAGCAAUAAAAAUGAGUAGCUCAACGGACUAUGACUAUUUGCUCAAGUUCCUUCUCAUUGGGGACUCGGCUGUUGGUAAAACAUGCCUCCUCUACCAGUACACAGAUGGCGUUUUUCACCAAUCAGCACGGUUCAUUUCAACGGUGGGAAUUGAUUUCCGGGAAAAGCGAAUUCUGUACACAUCAGGAGCCCGCACACAUAGACUAUUCCUCCAACUCUGGGAUACAGCUGGUCAGGAGCGAUUUCGAAGUUUGACUACUGCCUUCUACCGCGAUGCAAUGGGAUUCCUUUUGAUAUUUGAUCUCACCAAUGAGCGUUCUUUUCUUGAAGUUCAGAAUUGGAUUGAGCAAUUAAGGUUUCAUGCUUACUGUGAAACUCCAGAUAUUGUGCUCUGUGGCAACAAAUGUGACUUGGAUCAUAUGCGGGUGGUGAGUGAGUCACGCGCAAGACAAUUUGCAGAACGACACGGUUUGUCGUAUCUUGAGACGAGCGCCAGCACUGGGCAGAAUGUGGAAAAGGCCGUGGAAAUGCUCGUGGAGAGGGUAAUGUCUCGCAUGGAGACUGCCAUGGACUUGACUACACUGCCCGGAAGACGCGGAAGACCCAGACGCUUUGAAGAUGGCAAUGGUCAUAACAUUCAGACAAUUAGUGCGCAAGAUACUAAGACUUGUUCUUGUUAAACAUAAGACUCGUUAAUUAAUUCAUGUGUUGCCAAGGGGAUGGUUUAACCUCAUUUUCAGUGAAGAAAAGUCACUUUUUGUUGAACAAAAUGUAUGAGGAAUUCUCGAAUCUCGCCCAAUCUCGACCGAUUCCCGAGAAACACUUUAACUUUUUUUAUAUUAAUAAUGUUAUUUCGAUGAUGAGAAGGGAUCAACCGAGAGCUAAUUAAAUGUACUUUCGAUUGCAAGUGGAAUUGUGCAAAUUGAUCGCAUAUUUUGAUCGGAAGAACCUGCUGCCUCACUAAAAGUACUGAUUUCUCGGGGUUGGGCAUCCCCUUGUGUGUUGCAUUUUACCGAU